CACUGCUCGCAGUUCCUCAUCGCUCUGGAUCAAGAUGGCUUCGUCGUUUUGGAAAGGUGUUGUCGGCGUCGGACUGUUUGCCUUAGCUCAUGCAGCUUUCUCAGCAGCACAGCAUCGAUCAUACCUGAGACUCACAGAGAAGGAAAACGAGACACUACCAAUUGAUAUUGUAUUACAGACCUUGUUAUCGUUCGUGAUGACCUGUUAUGGUAUUGUCCACAUCGCCGGGGAGUUCAAAGACAUGGACGCCUCCUCAGAGCUCAAAAACAAAACAUUUGAUACACUGAGGAACCACCCAUCCUUUUACCUUUUCAAUCACCGGGGUCGGGUGCUAUUCCGCACGCCAGAGGAGGAGCCCUCCUCCGUACGCAACCAGCAAGCUCUUCCCAACCCCAUACGGCUACGCAAGCUGGAGCAUUUGCACUGAGACUGGCCUUUCCUGCCUGUAACAUUAUCAACAUGAGAUAAGAUUUGUUUUUGUUAGAGGAGGCAGAGUGAGCAUACACCUUCCUCUACUUUAAUUUGUAUUUGUACAUAAACUAAUAUGCUGUUCAAACUUGCAUCUCUGUCCAUAACAGUGGUCACCACCAUACUCAACACUGACUGUGCCAACCCUUCGAUUUUUCAAGCAGACUUGUUUGUAUAUACAGUAUGUGAUUGCUUUGGAGUCUUAAGAUACAGAGACAUCUGCCCUUUGUGUCCCUUCUGAACUGAACUGGGAUAAUGCUGUCCUUUGUAUAUCCUUCAUACGAGGGGCAUUUAAACUCCUGUUUCAUUUCUGUUCCAUUUCGACCACACAUCAGUCUUCAGAAAUUGUCUGGGCAGAAUUUUGUGAACUGAGAUGAGUUUUGUUUGUAUGAACUGAGGACCUUUUAUUUACUUGAUGAUUUCCUGGAAGCAUAAAGCCUCAUCUGUACUUCCUGUAUGUAUUAAAGAGGCUUGCUUUAUGCCACAGGAAAUCAAGUCGAGGUGAGAUGUGAAAGCAGAAAACGUUAGGCAGCCGUUCCACUGAUAAUGUGAACACUAAGGCGAACUAGAAAGCAAUGGUACAUUCAUUUGGGUGGAGUUUGUUUUUCCUUCAUUUUACAUUUUGUUAAGAUUCAGCAGAUGUUUUUAAUUUAAUAAAAGGCAUACUGAUUUUACAAGG
Epinephelus fuscoguttatus (brown-marbled grouper) is the source of this 1147-nucleotide messenger RNA. RefSeq names its product membrane magnesium transporter 1 (gene mmgt1). Gene Ontology annotation, cellular component: Golgi apparatus; early endosome; plasma membrane. Lineage: Eukaryota; Metazoa; Chordata; Actinopteri; Perciformes; Serranidae. The transcript is spliced from 4 exons. The coding region runs from base 35 to 427 and encodes 130 amino acids. The record is from RefSeq and is a predicted model, not a curated record.